GCCUAUAAACGGACGGUUCCCUUUUCCGGAAUCCUGCACGUAACUCCUCCAUCUCUCCCCAAGUUGACUUGACCAGUACAAUCGAAAGGUCACCGCAGGCGGCCAACCACUUCAAAGUCCGCGCUCGUCCUCACCCGGAGGCCGGCAAUUACGAGUUGACCAUUUCCUCUGUCACAAAUCAUGAAACGGAAAGUGGGGAAAGGCAUCGAUCGCCAUCUCCGAUAGGAAAACCAGAAGCAACGGGCGGAAAAUAAAGCGGUAUUCCCCUUCUUCACCGGGUAGCUGAGAACACAUUGGCUACACACCUCUCGCUCGCCGAUGAUCUUGUAUGGAUUAUCUAGGGAUCCAAUGGAAACACCCAAGUACGAUGAGCUGGUAAUCUGCACCAUCGUCGCGCUCCUGGGCGUUGUUGCCUUCUCGUGUUGCGUCGCGGCUGAAUUCGAGAGAGUGAAAGUGAAGGAUAUGAGACUGGAUGGAAGCCUCUGUUCGCUGCCAAGGAGCAGCGCGUUUGGGUUGGGGAUCGCAGCACUUGUGUGCCUCUCCAUCGCACAGGUCAUUGGGACUACCAUGGGAGGAAGCAGGAUCUGUUCGAUAAAGGCGGCGGCUAGCAGCAGUCGAAUUGCCUCCAUCGCCCUGCUAUGUCUUGCCUGGAUCAUCUACGCUCUGGCAUCGAUCAUACUGGCCAUCGCAUCGAGCAUGGACGGCGGACAGUCAUACGGAAAAGGCUGGAUGAACGGCGACUGCUACAUAGUUCAUGACGGCGUCUACGCAGGCGCCGCUGUUAUGGUCGUCUCCAUCGUACUUGUGAUACUUGCCUUCAACUUCAAGACAAGGAAGACGAUGCGCCAUCGAACGAGACUGGGUGAGGAAGGAACCAUUCCCAUCGGAAAUAGCCAACAAUCAUGUACCAUUGUUGGAAGAGUCAAAGCCGACGAAUGGUGGUGAUACUCGGGUUCCGAGGGCCACUUGCUGUAAAAGGGUUAUUCUUGAUGAUACUUUCCUAUUAUCAUUCCUACUGGAUAAGCAGGAAAAGAAGUACAUUAUUGACAUAUUCUUUUUA
This is a messenger RNA of Musa acuminata AAA Group (dessert banana), 1060 nucleotides long. Its product is annotated as protein MODIFYING WALL LIGNIN-1-like. Lineage: Eukaryota; Viridiplantae; Streptophyta; Magnoliopsida; Zingiberales; Musaceae. The record is from RefSeq and is a predicted model, not a curated record. The transcript is spliced from 3 exons. The coding region runs from base 319 to 945 and encodes 208 amino acids.